This is a messenger RNA of Morus notabilis, 1726 nucleotides long. RefSeq lists its product as uncharacterized. The coding region runs from base 1 to 1404 and encodes 467 amino acids. The record is from RefSeq and is a predicted model, not a curated record. Gene Ontology annotation, molecular function: protein binding. The transcript is spliced from 7 exons. Lineage: Eukaryota; Viridiplantae; Streptophyta; Magnoliopsida; Rosales; Moraceae.
AUGGAAGUACAUGAACUUUCAUGUUCGCGGUGCAGAUGGACAAUUGAUAACUUUUCGAAGCUUGAUAACAAGAAGCUCUAUUCGGAUAUUUUCUCUACAGGAGGCUACAAAUGGAGGAUAGUGAUUGUCCCUAAGUACAACGUUGAUUAUUUGUCAAUAUAUCUCUUUGUUCCUGGUUUGGCAACCUUGCCUAAAGGAUGGUCUAGAGAUGCCCAGUUUAGCUUUUCUGUCAUAAAUCAGAUUGAUAGCAAAAACACAAUCAAAAUAGAUACACAACAUGUAUUCAAAGCAAAUACAUGCAUUAUUGAAGCAGAGGUAAGGUUGAAGAGAAACGAAGAAGAUGGAGCACGCCUCGAUACUGUCAAAAAGUCUGUUGAAGCUCAGGAGGAACAAUCUAAGGAUUCCAAGCCACCUGAGCACUCUCUGAUAUCAGUUAAUGUGCCUCUGCCCCCAGAGCAAUCAAAACCCUCAGCCAAAAUUAAAGAACAGUCGGAACAAGAACCUGUUCUGGAGAAAACUAGAGUUCGUACUCAGACUAAAGAUGAUCCCUUUCGCAAUAAUGAAAAUCCUGUUACUCGCUCAACAGUACUGGAAAGUGAGGAAGUUUCAACUCUUAAGGUGGAGGAUACACAAGAAGAAACUAAAAUGGUCGUGACCGGCCAAUCCCUCCCUCUUGUCAAUCAGUCAAGUGCAGAGCCUCCCGGGGAGCCAACUGUUGUAGAAGCAGGAAAAAGAUCCUCUUCAUUUGCUGAAUUUGAUAAGUUAUUUACUGACAUUCAAAAUCUAUUGGGAGGAGAGAGUUCGAAGGCAGAAAAUUUCAGCAGCCUUUUCCCACCUUCAUGUAGUGUUGAGGAGAUUGCCGAUGCGAAGAAAUUCUUAAGACAAUGCCUCAAUAUGAGUCUUGCUAGUGUCAUCCAAUUGGACAAAGCUCCUGAGCUAAAGAAUUCACUUGCUAUCAUGCUAACUACCGGUAGGUUUCCUAGUAACAUGGUAGACAGGACAACCAAGUUUCUAGCCGACAUUGACAAAAGUUGUGAGACGUAUGAAUCAGCAAAGCAAGACAUAAGUGUGGCCCAAGAGGAUGAAAAGGCUGUAGGUGAGCUGAAGACCGCUCUGAACCAAUUGUUUUCAGAGUUCAUACCUCUAAGGAAUCAAGCUGAGACUGUUGAUCGAGAAAUAGCUAAGCUAGAGAAACAAAUGGCUGAAAGGAAGGCGAAGAAGGCGCAGCUUAGUAAGAGACUUGAAGAUUUGGCUGGUCGAGCAACUACUUCAAAAAAGGCAGUGGUCAGUGCUGAAGAGAAGAUGAGGCUGUCUGCCGUCAAGAAGGAACAAGCAGAGAAGAAGAUUGGUGACAUGGAAAGGUCAUGGGAAUCUUUGAAGGUUGAUUGUUCUCAAUCGCUUUAGUAAAUUUGAUGGACAUGUGAGGAUUGGGAACACGCUAUUUCGAGCUUCUUUUUGGAAAAGUACUCUCUUUUGGAGAAGUGUGGACGUGCAACAGCUAGUUAAACGUUCCCCAACUGGGAAAAUACUUUCUUUCGGAUAUUCAUAUAAAGCAUAAACUUUGUACGUAUUUUUAUAUUUCCUCUUCUUGCCUUUCCAUGCUUUGUUCUUGUCCUUUGAUGGCCAAUUUUGCAUAUUGGACCAUCGACUUCUUAAUAUCUUAUGUACAACGUUGUGGAUGAUUUCAGGAAUUAUAUUUACAUAUCUAAAGGUGCUUAGUAGGUUG